GAAGUUUAGUGUUUCGCCGUGUCUCGCCGAAGUAACAUCGUUCGAUUGUGUAGUGCUCUCUGUUCGAUUCGAGUUCAAGUCACAGAGUUCAGGUCGCGUGCGCGCCGUGAAUAUUUAGUGUUCCGUCGUUCAAGCUGAGCGAGCUGAGCACGUGUGAGGGAGUGCGGUAAAACCAGUAACUCGCUGGCAUUGACUCGGCUUAGAAGUGUGGUAGUGGUAUUUGAGUGUGCCUAGUUUGUUGCAGCUGCUCCACGCAGCACAUGCUUCCGAAGAUAAGUGCAGUGCUAAGGAAUGGUGCCUGCUUGGGUCCUGGUGGGUCCAGUGCUGCUGGGCCUGUGGGCAUUCAGCUGCUGGUUGUACGACAAUCUGAAAUCACUCGUGCAGCUAGUGAUUGCCGUAUUGACACCGUACUUUGUUCCAGCGGAGAAUAAAACCCUCAUGGAACGGUUCGGGAAAUGGGCCGUAAUUACCGGUAGCACCGAUGGCAUCGGCCGGCAGUACGCCAUCCAACUGGCUGCCCGAGGACUAAACAUCGUGCUCAUCUCACGGACAGUUGAGAAGCUAAUGGCCGUUGCGAGCGAGAUCGAACAGAAGCACCAGGUCAAAACCAAAUGGAUAGCGGCCGAUUUCAGUCAAGGUCGACCGAUCUACGACAAACUCCGCCAAGAGUUGGAAGGCAUCCCGGUGGGGAUAUUGGUGAACAAUGUUGGAACCAAUUUGGAAUAUCCGGACGAUCUGGACCAGGUGCCGGAGGACAAGCUGUGGGAUGUGAUCAACAUCAACAUCGCCGCUGGGACGAUGCUUACUAGGAUAGUGCUUCCGGGCAUGAAGCAACGUCGCCAGGGAGCGAUUGUGAACAUCUCCUCGGGAAGCGAACUACAACCACUGCCAUACAUGACCGCCUAUGCGGCAUCCAAGGCCUACAUUCACAACUUCACCCUAGCGAUGCAGUACGAGCUGGAACCGUUCGGCAUAACGUGUCAACUGGUCAGUCCAAUGUUUGUAUCGACCAAGAUGAACAACUUCUCCACCACGGUGAUGAAGGGCGGUCUAUUCAUCCCGGACGCCGAAUCGUACGCCAAGCAUGCCGUCUUCACGCUAGGGAAAUCGAAACAAACCACCGGCUACUGGUCCCACGGAAUCCAGUACUGCUUGAUCCGACUGGCACCGGAGUGGGUCCGAACCCUGGUCGGUGGAACCAUGAACAAACAGUUCCGCAAGGAGUACUACGCGCAGAAACAGGCCGCCGUGAAAGCGCAAUAAGCGACACUUCGCCUGGAUGCUUGGACUUCAUUUUUAAGAAAGGAAGUCAUCUUGUGGCAUUUCGGCUGUUGUACCUAAUGUAGUUUUCGUUUUUGCGGUGUAGCUACACCGGGGUGGUGGCACCAACAAGCGCAAACCAUCGACAGCUCAUCAUCGUUCGAAUUUGAAUACUGGUGGUGCCCAAGUGCAGCACUACACCGGUGUUGAACUCGUUAGAACAAAAACGACAUAACCUAUACCUAGCAUAGUAUUUGAAAGACAAUUGCAUUUGUAUACUUCUA
This is a messenger RNA of Ochlerotatus camptorhynchus, 1544 nucleotides long. RefSeq names its product inactive hydroxysteroid dehydrogenase-like protein 1. The coding region runs from base 292 to 1263 and encodes 323 amino acids. Gene Ontology annotation, cellular component: mitochondrion. Lineage: Eukaryota; Metazoa; Arthropoda; Insecta; Diptera; Culicidae. Gene Ontology annotation, molecular function: oxidoreductase activity. The record is from RefSeq and is a predicted model, not a curated record. The transcript has 5 exons.